Messenger RNA from Ipomoea nil (Japanese morning glory), 2744 nucleotides. RefSeq names its product pentatricopeptide repeat-containing protein At4g37170-like. NCBI's taxonomy places the organism in Eukaryota, Viridiplantae, Streptophyta, Magnoliopsida, Solanales, Convolvulaceae. Gene Ontology annotation, biological process: RNA modification. The coding region runs from base 11 to 2140 and encodes 709 amino acids. Gene Ontology annotation, molecular function: RNA binding; zinc ion binding; protein binding. The transcript has 3 exons. The record is from RefSeq and is a predicted model, not a curated record.
AAUAUGUACAAUGAGACAACGCGCUUUGCAUCUCCGAUCACUAUUCAACUCAAUACCGCAUCAUCGUCUUCACUAUCAUCCUUCACGCCUCACCCAUUUGCAGACGACUCUAAGCUCCCCUUCGCAUUAUUCUUCUUUAUCGAAUCAGCAGACUCGAUACCCUCAAAAGGCUUUCUUUAAAUCAGAUAACAAAGAUGCAUUCAUCACCCAUUUGUGCAGGGAGAAGAAAUUCAAGGAAGCCUUUGAUAUACUCUGCCAGAAACGGCGUUUAGAAGAUGCCAUUCGACUACUUGAAAACGAAAUUGGCUACCCGUUUGCUGCCAUAUACUCGGCACUUUUCCAGCUCUGCAUUGAGCAGCGAGCGCUUGAGGAGGGGAGGAAAGUGCACGCCCACUUAAAAAGAUCUAAUUUUACGCCCGGGGUUUUCAUCUCCAAUCGAAUUAUUGAGUUUUAUUGCAAAUGUGAUAGACCCUCGGAAGCCCGUCAAGUGUUUGAUGAAAUGGGUGAGAGGGACUUGUGUUCUUGGAAUAUUUUGAUUUCUGGUUACGCGAAAGCUGGGUUGAUUGAGGAUGCGAGGAAAUUGUUUGAUGAAAUGCCCGAGAGAGACAACUUCUCUUGGACGGCCAUGAUUUCAGGUUAUGUUAGGUAUGCCAAGCCUAAAGAUGCACUGAAGUUGUACGGAGUGAUGCAGAGAUAUGAGGGCUGUAAGUCUAAUAAAUUUACAGUUUCUAGUGCUCUGGCGGCUUCAGCUUCAAUUCAGUCUUUAUGGCUGGGGAAGGAGAUUCAUUGCCAUAUUAUGAGGACGGGGUUGGAUACAGAUGCUGCUGUUUGGAGUGCAUUGUCUGACAUGUAUGGAAAAUGUGGGAGCGUUGAUGAAGCAAGGCACAUUUUUGAUAGGACGUUGGAUAAAGACGUGGUUUCUUGGACAGCAAUGAUUGAUAGGUACUUUGAGGAUGGGAGAUGGGAGGAGGGCUUUUCGUUGUUCUCGAAUUUGUUGGACUCGGGCUUUAUGCCAAAUGAGUUUACAUUUGCUGGGCUUUUGAAUGCCUGUGCAUGUCAAACGACCGAGUGUUUGGGUAAACAAAUUCAUGGUUACAUGGUGCGGUAUGGGUAUGAUAUUCUUGCUUUUGCUACAAGUGCCCUUGUUCAUAUGUAUGCCAAAUGUGGAAAUAUUGGAAGUGCUUAUAAUGUUUUUAAGCAGCUUCCAAGACCUGAUUUAGUUUCUUGGACUUCACUUAUCAAUGGUUUUGCCCAAAAUGGUCAACCCCUCGAGGCGCUUGUGUAUUUUGAGCGGCUGCUAGAAUCUGGUAUUCGGCCUGAUCACAUUACCUUUAUUGGGGUUCUUUCUUCAUGCACCCAUGCCAGGCUAGUUGAUAAGGGGCUUGAGUAUUUCCACUCGAUAAAGGAAAAACAUGGAUUAACACAUACUCAAGAUCAUUAUGCUUGUGUGGUUGAUCUCUUGAGUUGUUCAGGAAGAUUUAAAGAGGUCGAAGACCUUUUAAAUCAAAUGCCAAUGAAGCCCGAUAAGUUCCUAUGGUCUUCUUUACUUGGUGGCUGCAGAAUUCAUGGAAACCUUGAAGUUGCAAGACGAGCAGCUGAAGCACUGUUUGAAAUAGAACCUGAUAAUGCAGCUACUUAUGUCACCCUUGCAAACAUGUAUGCGAACUCUGGUAAAUGGGAUGAAGUGGCGAAGAUUAGAAGAACCAUGGAUGAUAGAGGAGUGGUAAAGAAACCGGGUAAGAGCUGGAUUCAUGCCCAGAGGAAAGUCCAUGUUUUCUUAGUUGGUGAUGAUUCACAUCCGAGAUCUAAAGAAAUAUACACGUUCUUGGCUGAACUUUCAAAGAAAAUGAAAGAAGAUGGCUAUAUCCCGGACACAGAUAUGGUGCUACACGAUGUUGAAGAAGAGCAGAAAGAGCAGAACCUAUCCUAUCACAGCGAAAAGCUUGCAGUUGCAUUUGGCGUUAUUUCUACUCCGCCCGGAACACCAAUUAAGGUCUUCAAGAAUCUACGGAUUUGUGUUGACUGCCAUACCGCCAUGAAAUAUAUCUCAAAGAUUGUGCAGAGAAGAAUAAUCAUCCGGGAUUCAAGUCGCUUCCACUGUUUUCAGGACGGAGCCUGUUCAUGCAGCGACUACUGGUGAUUUUGGCUUCCCAGUAGGCGGGUUGACGGCAGUGGAGGAAGAGAAUAGCUGUUGGAAUGAGGGAAGAUGUGGUUGAGAUAACGAAGCCUCGAACGGACAAACGGGAGUACAGAAGAAUCGUGCUUCCGAAUUCUCUGGAGUGUGCUGCUUCCAUGGAUGUUGGGGUUGGUGCCUUUAGCAAUCCAAAGGAUCUUGAAGGCCUUGCCCAUUUCCUAGGUACGGCCCCAAAAACUGGUGUAAACAAUGAUUUGGUGGGAAGAAACCGACAAGAAGUUCCAGGCUUGGCCUCGCACUGCAGGUCCCCCGGCCCGGUUGUUAUGAAUCCCAUCAGCCGCCAAAAGAAUGAUGGUCGAUCUAGUUGCAAUGUUGCCAUCUCCAGUUUGAAUGCAUAAGAUGGCGAUUGUGCUUCAAGCAAUGAUAGAUUGGAUUCACAUGACUUUCUUAAUUCAACUUCACUUCAAUGAACACAAUUCAGGAGUGUAAUUUAAAUAAAUUUUUGCAGUGUCUUUCCAAACAUUCUAUUCUUUUGUACCGAGCUCUUUCUUUGUACUGAGUUGCCUAUGGUGACCAAAUUUUUUAUGGAAAUGGAAUUUUGUAUUGUUAA